Messenger RNA from Leptopilina boulardi, 15919 nucleotides. RefSeq names its product chromodomain-helicase-DNA-binding protein 7-like (gene kis). The record is from RefSeq and is a predicted model, not a curated record. Gene Ontology annotation, molecular function: protein binding; ATP binding; ATP-dependent chromatin remodeler activity. The coding region runs from base 1026 to 14339 and encodes 4437 amino acids. The transcript is spliced from 22 exons. NCBI's taxonomy places the organism in Eukaryota, Metazoa, Arthropoda, Insecta, Hymenoptera, Figitidae.
UCCGCGUUCACGACCACAAUGGUCGUCAUUUCCGUUAUCUUAGACGCACAAUGGAAAUUUCUAUUAUUAUGGAAAUAAUAGAAAUUCGGUAACGAUAUGAAGAACGACAAGUCGCAGAUAAGCGAACGCUAAAUGACAGUAUCUCGAUUUUUAAACAAGUUUUACUUUCGCGACCGGUAUUAAUUAUUUUGUCAAAGAAGUUUAGUGUAUUUGUAAAAGAAAAAGUAUGUCAAAUUUUUUCUAUAUAGUGUUCUUUAUUUAAGUUUUGAAAAAAAUAUACAUAUUAUAUACACAUAUAUAUGUAUAAGUGAUAUAUACACGCCAACUGAGACUAAUCGAUAAAUUUUAAGUUCCAUCGUAUUGGUGCCCUCCAGGUAAAGUGUCAAUGUAACUUGCGGCAGCACUGCCGCCUCUCUUUAGUAAUUAACCAAACAAAAUGGACACCGAAAUAACGAUUAAGCGAAUACUCGUGCAAUUGUUUUAAGUGAAAUUUUCGAACAGGAUGGAAUCGCCGAUUGUUAAUAUAGAUGACUGAAAUUUCCAUAUAUAUAUAUGAAAAAAUACUUCAAUAAACGGUGAUUUUGGAUGUUACAUUAUUUUGGAUAAAAGAAAAAGAUUUGAUAUUAUUGAUUUCUGAAAUAUGCAUUUUUUUUAUGGACUUCCGGUUUUAUUCAAGUUAUAAUACAGGUAGAUAGAGAAAGAGAGAGAAUAAUAUAACUGCAUUGGUAUAAAGAGAAUCAUCAUCGUCGUCGUCGUCGUCGUCGUCGUUGUUGCUUGUGGUAUAAAAUAAUGACGCGUGUGUAUACUUUUCCUUCGUACAUGCAUCUAUAGGUGAAUGCACACACUUUGGAUUGGGAAUCACACAGAACGCGAUUGGUUAAUCAAGUAUCCUGCGGUUCAAUGCUGCUUUAUAAGGUUAAAGAAAGAAGAAUCAAUCAUCAUGGGUACGUUAUUGAUUAUAGAGAAGAAUAUUCGAUACUCUCUUAAGCCUGAGAUGGAGGCGAAGAGUCGUGCAGCAUAAAGACAUGGACUCGUACGAUCUGUUUGGAGAAGAUGUCAGUGGCUCAAUGCUCGAUGCUCUUCCUGAUCUUGGGGGGAACGAUCAUUUUGACCCGGCAGGUGCAAACAAUUCUGUCGUAGUGUCUAGAGAUGGUCCCAAUCCUGGUCCCAAUGGAGGUGGGAGUUACAUCAGUCAAUCUUAUAGUUUAACUCAAGAAUCUCCACUUCAAAAAUUAACUUCGUUCGGUGGAUCUGAAUUUGGUAGUAAUAAUCCCUUGCAAAAUCCCUCGCAACGUAGUAGUAUGUUUAAUCAAAAUAUUGGCACUUUUGACGGCGGCGCUCCACAACGAGCGAUGGUGCCAGGAGCAUUUCAAAAUCAAGCGCGUAGCUUAGCGCCCCAACAUAGAAGUCCCCAUCCCGGCACUGGGGGCCAAUACCCAACUUAUAGUGACAGUAUGUACUCAAUGGAGCAACAGCAUCCAAUGGCCAGAGCGAAUAUGAGCAUGGAUCCUGCCAUGCAAGGCUGGCCAGGAGCGGGAAACGCUUAUCCACAAAUGCAAAGGCAUUAUAACCAAAUGGCACCACAACCUGGUACUUAUAGACAACACAUUCCUCAAUAUCCCCAUCAGCAGGAUCAAAGUGGUAUUAAUCAGAAGAUGCAGCAGCAACAACAACAACAACAACAGCAGCAGCAGCACUUCUCCGCUCAGCAGGGAAUGAUCGGCAAUAUGGGUGUACCACAUCAAUCAAUGCAAACCAGCGCAGCUACUGGUGUUUAUCAACACAUGGUUGGUCAACAGCAACAACAACAGCAACAGCAGCAACAACACUAUCAGCAGAAUAAUCCCGCUGCCAUGUAUCAAGGUUCAGCUGGCUAUACCGGUUUUGGUGCCACCAUGCACCAACAACCUCAACAACCACAACAACAGGCGCAAAGAAUGCCUCAUCAUCUUCCGUCCCAUGCUCCACAUCAAACUCAUCCCUCUCAUCAGCAGUAUCCUCAACAUGCACCUCAACAUUCUGUCAAUCAACAACCACCAAUGGAUCCUCAAUAUCCCCAUCAUUCACCACAAAUGUUCAAUCAACCACAACACUCCGCACCUGGACCACAAUUUAAUGCCAAUAAACAUGGCACGAGUCCUCAAUAUCGAUCAUCAUUUCCCCAAUUAUCACCACAAAUGUCGCCUCGGCCACAAAUGUCGCCGAGACCACCUCCAGUUCAACAACAAAUGUCACCUAGGCCAAUUAUGUCUCCAGCUAAACCCAAUACACUUUCACCACAUCCACACGUACAAAUGCCACAUCAACAACAAGGACAACCUGGUCCGCUGUCAGUUUCGCCUUGUCCUCCAACAUCAAUGCCAAUGAAUCCAUCUGCCACAUCUCAACAAACAACACUUCAAGCCCUGGAACAAAUGGUUAUUCCCGUAGCCGUCUCGAAUCCCAACGUGCCAAGUCAGGAUUACGUACAGUUCCAGUCGCGACCACCAAUGUCGCAUCCAACAAACAUUCUACCCCAGCCACCUGCACAAAAUUCAAUGCCACCGGUGACUGGUCCCAGGAUGCCAAUGCCCCAAUCUUGGCCUCAUCCUCAACAAAUGUCACCAAUUAGGCCGAGUAUAAACGUUCCCGAUAAUCGACAAAUGAUGGAGUCACAGUCGCCUUCGACCUCCGAUCAAAACACCUCUCUCUAUCCCGUAAAUGGUAAUGACAGUAUUCACAAUGUUGUUGAACCAACAACAACAACGGCAACACCAACAGAACCAACGAAAAUCGCGCAAAGUUCAGUCGCACCCUCAGCGCCAGAGAAUAACGACACACCCGAUCAAACAACAAGUUCUGUUCAAAGUUCCGAAGUAUUGGCUCAACAAGGCGAAAGUCCAGCACCAUCAUCAAUAAAUCCAUCAAUUGAGCCAACACUCAAACCAACUCAUCUUGAGCCAGUCCAAUCAUUGCCUGUCUCAAGUACAAGUAGCAAUUUAGAAAGCCAAAAUGAUUCACCACAAUUACAACCACCGCAGCAAUCACCUGCUCCAAGUGUCGAAACACCAGACACUCAAAGCAGUGAACAAACUUCCGAAGUUGUAUCGCAAUUACAACCCCCACAACAACAAUAUCCAUUGGAUCCAUCUUCGCCCCAUGUUUCGCAAACAUCGCCUCAGCUACACAUGGAAUCUCAAAUCACUCAACAGGCAAUCAAUAAUCAACCUCAACAAUCGCAACAAAUCUCCCAAACACAGUCUCCAAUGAGCCAGCCAAUGACUCAACAAAUUGGUCAUUCACCGCAAAAUCAACCGAGUCAGUCUCAAAUAUCCCAAUCGCAAACCCAAGCUCCUCAAGUCAGCCAAUCUCAGCCACCGAUUUGCCAGACUCCGCAAAUCAGUCAAAGUCCACAAAGUUCGCAAUUAAAUCCAAGUACCCAAAUGAAUCCAAAUUCACAAAUGAAUCCAAAUCCGCAAAUGAAUACAAAUUCGCAAAUAAAUCCAAAUCAACAAAUGAAUCCAAAUUCGCAGAUGAAUACAAAUCCGCAAAUGAAUUCAAAUUCGCAAAUGAAUGUUCAGAUCAGUCAGACUCCGCAAAUAAAUCAAUCGCAAUCACCGCAAAUAAGUCAAUCGCAAAUUGCAACGCCAACUCAACCAAUGAGUCAAUCGCCUUUACCUUCGAUUCCUGUUCAAUCAACUCAACAACAAAUGGCGCCAAUGACACCGCCUCAACAAAUUGGUCCAUCGCCCCCUCAACCAGUAUUAGGUCAAUCGCCACAAAUGACCCCAACGCUUGGACAAUCUCAACCUCAUAUACCACAACAGGUGAAUAUGAUUUCACCUAAUAAUUCAAUUUCCCAUCAAAUACCAACUCAAUCUCCACAGAUUCCACCAAAUCCAUCAGUGGUUGCACCAUCACAAAUUCCAAAUCAAGGAACACAAGGACUUAUUCAACAGCAAUCAACAGCGCCACCACAUUCGGUUCAACCUGGUUUUGGUGAAUAUACAAAUAUUCAAAAACCAAAUAGCAUGUAUCAAAAUGAUAUGAUAGUUGGACAACAAUCAUAUCAUAGUGGUAAUGAGGUUGUUGGUAGUAGUGAAAUGCCAAAUGUUUAUGGAAUGCCACCAGGAACAACAACGACAACAACAACAUCAACGCCAGUUGCAACGGCCGCUGCAUUUAGUUCAUGUGCACCUGUGACACAUCAUCAGGAACGUGCUGCACUUCAACAACAAUUACAGGAACUUUAUUGUAUGCCAUCAGCACCUGAAAAUCAAGAGAAAAUUGUCAAUCUUCAGGAAAAAUUACAAGCACUACAACAACAUGAGACAAAUGAACAAUGCAAUGGUGGACCACAAUGUAUACUUCAAACACCGCUGUUCACUGCCGCUGCUGUUGUUGACAGUCCCCAGGUUUCGAGUACAACUGGUCGGGGUCGUAGCAAAGGAACGACAAGAGCAAAGAAAAGUCGAAAGAAAGCCGAUAAGGAAGCGGCAGCUCCCGUGACACCACAAACUCCACAAGCUGAACAACCAUUAUCUGAUAAUCUAGUCACUCAAGGAGACAGCAGUAAUGUUGUAGACAGUGCAGCUGAUUCUGAAGAUAUAAAACCAUCAUCGGGUGAUAUUGAAGAGGAAUGGAAUAAAACAAGAAAAUCAAGAUCGCCCCGUAAGCCACGAAAACCAAAAGAACCCAAGGAACCAAAAGAACCGAAACCGAAAAAAGAACCUAAACCACCUAAGGAGGCAAAGGCACCAAAAGAGGCGAAGGUUCGAAAGAAAAAGGAGAAGGAAGUCAAAGAGGGGAAUAAGCGAAGCAAAAAAAAAGCCGCAGUUCAAGCUGAAUCAACCGAUGAUAUUAAUGAAGACGUAACUGCUAGUGAUUCGACAGCAAUUCAAGAUUCCGAUAUAAAGUGUAGUAAUUCAUCGUUACAAGACGAUAACGAACAAGUUGAUUCAUCAACAAAGGAACCAUUGGUAUCGGAAUCAAAGGAUGAAAAUGAUGAAAAAGUCGAAUCUGGUGAUGCAGCUGAUGAGAAAAAAGAGGAAGAUAAAGAUACAGUCGCUGAAAGUGCAACACCAGCGAAGAAAAAAGUCACUAGCCGAAAACGACCAUCUGGUGGAAAAUCAACAGCUGGAAAAUCACCAAGAAGUUCAAAAAAACGAAAGAGUCGAAUUGCGCCCGAUUCAGAUGGUGAGGAAUUGGCAACAACACCACCACCAUCACCGGAAGCUGGCGAAGAUCUUAAUAAAAGAAGAUCAGCUAGAAACACACAUCGAAAAAAAUAUGUUGACGAUGUAAUGCUUCGUUUCUCCGAUGAUGAGGUUCCAUUGCAAGAUGCACAAUCAAAUAAGAAAAAUGAUUCUUCAGGACAAACGAAACCAACAGCAGUUAAGAAAGAUUCAAUCGAAGGCGGUGAAAUUGGACCCAAUAAACCAAAUUUUGUAUAUAUUAACACAACUGACGAGGACUCAAUGGUGGUGCAACAUUUUCUUGUAUGUCGUAUGGGUAGACGAGAAGUGAAACCAGCACCAGUAGUCGAAGUAAAGAAAGAAUCAGAAGAAGAUGAAAAAGAAAAAGAAAAGACUGAAGAAAAGACUGAGGAUGCAAAAUCAUCUGAAGUUGAUGAUAAGGAAGCGGAAGCUGAGACAGAAAGUACUGAGAAAGAAGAAACUAAAGAGGAAACAACAGAAAAGAAAGAAACAAAAGAAGAAAAGGAAAAGGAAGAAGAGAAUGAAGAGAAGGUUGAAACGACAAAGGAGGAUAAAAGUGACAAUGAAGAAGAAAAAGUUGAAGAGAAAAAGAAGGAUGAUGAAACUGUUGAGGAUGAUGAAACAAAAGGUAAAGAACUUGUUCCAACGACACCGAAAUCAUUAGACACGAGUGGUAGUGGCGAUUCUAAACCACAAUGGAUUGAAGUUGAAGAGUAUUUUGUAAAAUAUCGCAAUUUUUCGUAUCUUCAUUGUGAAUGGAGAACCGAGGAAGAACUCUACAAGGGUGACAAGAGAAUUCAAGCUAAAUUGAAGAGAUUCAAGCAAAAACUUCAACAGAAUACGAAUAUAUUUGAAAAUACUGAAGAUGAUCCAUUUAAUCCGGACUUUGUUGAAGUAGACAGAGUAUUGGACGAAGCAACACAUACUGAUCCAACGACAGGAGAAACAGUUAGACAUUUUUUGGUAAAAUGGCGUUCACUUCAAUAUGAGGAUUCAACAUGGGAACUUGAGGAGGAUGUUGAUCCUGAAAAAAUUGCCAUCUUUCAUAGAUUUAAUAAAGUUCCACCAAAAGAUCAGUGGAAGCCGAAGAAAAAACCAACAGCGGCUGCUUGGGAAAAAUUGGAGAAGUCUCCAAUUUAUAAAGGUAACAAUAGUUUGAGACCCUAUCAAUUGGAGGGUUUAAAUUGGUUACUUUUCUCAUGGUACAAUGGACACAAUUGUAUUCUUGCUGAUGAAAUGGGUCUUGGUAAAACAAUUCAAUCAUUGACAUUUGUUGACGCUGUCUAUAAAUAUGGAAUUCGUGGUCCAUUCUUGAUAAUUGCUCCUUUAUCAACUAUUCCAAAUUGGCAGAGGGAAUUUGAAGGAUGGACGGACAUGAAUGUCGUCGUUUAUCACGGAUCAGCUGCAAGUCGCACAAUGCUCCAAGAAUACGAAGUUUAUUAUAAAAAUGAUAAGAAACAACAAAUCAAAGACUUGAUAAAGUUUAAUGUUCUAAUAACAACAUUUGAAAUAAUAAUAACCGAUUUUAAUGAAUUAAAAGGUUAUAAUUGGCGACUAUGUGUUAUUGAUGAGGCGCAUAGAUUAAAAAAUCGUAAUUGUAAAUUACUCGAAGGAUUAAGACAAUUGAAUCUCGAGCAUAGAGUACUACUCUCAGGUACACCAUUACAAAAUAAUGUCAAUGAAUUAUUCUCGUUGCUCAAUUUUCUAGAACCAAUACAAUUUGCAAGUAGUGAAGCAUUUCUUAAAGAAUUUGGUAAUUUAAGUAGUGAAGUUGAAGUACAAAAAUUACAACUUCUAUUAAAGCCAAUGAUGUUGCGUCGUUUAAAAGAAGAUGUUGAAAAAUCACUUGCACCAAAAGAAGAAACUGUCGUUGAGGUUGAAUUAACAAAUAUUCAAAAGAAAUAUUAUCGUGGUAUAUUGGAGAAGAAUUUUUCAUUUCUCGCUAAAGGUACAACAUCAGCGAAUAUACCAAAUUUAAUGAAUACAAUGAUGGAAUUAAGAAAAUGUUGUAUACAUCCAUUUUUACUUAAUGGUGCUGAGGAUCAAAUUCAAUUGGAUUAUAAACAUGAGAAAGAAGAUAGUGAGGCUUAUUAUCAAGCAUUGGUUAAUAGUUCAGGAAAAAUGGUGCUUAUUGAUAAAUUAUUACCAAAAUUGAAGGCGAGCGGUCAUAGAGUACUAAUAUUUAGUCAAAUGGUCAAAUGCUUGGAUCUUUUGGAGGAUUAUCUCGUUUAUAAAAAAUAUCCAUAUGAGAGGAUUGAUGGACGAAUUCGAGGGAAUUUAAGACAAGCAGCUAUUGAUCGUUACAGUAAACCGGAUUCGGAUAGAUUUGUCUUUUUGCUUUGUACAAAAGCAGGAGGUUUGGGAAUUAAUCUCACAGCAGCUGACACUGUCAUUAUUUACGACAGCGAUUGGAAUCCACAAAAUGAUUUACAGGCUCAGGCGCGUUGUCAUCGAAUUGGACAACAAAAAAUGGUGAAAGUUUAUCGUCUACUUUGUCGUAAUACAUAUGAACGUGAAAUGUUUGAUAAAGCCUCAUUGAAAUUGGGAUUGGAUAAAGCAAUUCUUCAAUCAAUGAAUACAACGCAAGGUGGAAAGGAUCCAAAUAAUAAGCAAUUGACAAAAAAAGAAAUUGAAGAUCUAUUAAAAAAAGGUGCAUAUGGAGCAAUAAUGGACGAUGAUAAUGCUGGUGAUAAAUUUUGCGAGGAGGAUAUUGAUAUUAUUUUAGAAAGACGUACACAAGUUAUAACAAUUGAAGCCGAGAAGGGUUCAACAUUUUCAAAAGCAAGUUUUGCUUGUUCUUCAAAUAGAUCCGAUAUUAAUGUUGAUGAUCCUGAUUUUUGGAAAAAAUGGGCAAAAAAAGCGGAAAUUGAUACAACUGAAAAGAAAGAGGAAGAUGAACUUGUUAUAUCGGAGCCAAGACGUAGGACACAAAUUAAACGCUACGGUCAUGAUGAAUCGGUUGUUGAUAUGUCGGAACUUGAUAGUUCUGAAGAUAACAGUGACGAUGAAUUAGGCGGUGGUCUAACUGGUAGAGGAAAGAAACGACGUGACAAAUUUAAUAAGAAAAGUCGCAAAUUCUACGACGAAUAUGUACCACGUGAAGGUGAAGUUGUCUAUGGAAGUUGGGCGCGUAGUGAAUGUUUCAAAGUUGAAAGGGGACUAUUAACAUUUGGUUGGGGUAGAUGGGAUGAAAUUUUACAACACAGUCAAUUUCGACGUGGAUGGCGUGAAAUUGACGUUGAAGAUUGCGCUCGCGUUAUUCUUCUCUAUUGUUUACGUUAUUAUCGUGGCGAUGAGAAAAUUCGUAAUUUUAUUUGGGAUUUAAUAACUCCUAUUGAAAAUGGUGAGAAAAUUAAAACAAUGCCUGCAAAUUCGCCCGGAAGAAAUAGUAGACAAAAGAAAAAGUCACGUGUUCGUGAGGGUCGUGAAACACGUGGUGCUAUUGUCAAUGGUGGACCAAGUGAUCCAAAUCAUUGGAGUAAUGCCGAGAAAUAUGAUGGUGACAUUUUCCUCGAGAGCAAUUAUAAAAAACACUUGAGUCGUCAUGCAAAUAAAGUAUUGUUACGAGUGAGAAUGUUGUAUUAUAUCAAGCACGAGAUUAUUGGUGAUCUUGUUCAACAUAUUUCUGACGGCGUUCACGUAAGUGCGUUGCGGAUGAAUACUCCACAAUUGGCAGACCGACCAACCAAAUGGUGGGAUUCAACGGCAGACAAAUCAUUAAUCGUAGGAUGCUACAAACAUGGCUAUGAGAGUUACGACCAGAUGAGGGCCGAUCCUACGCUUUCUUUCAUUUCAAGCUGUCCUCUCCCCUCCCCAAGACAGACAACUCAAAAUAAAGAGGAAAGCAGUUUAGAAACAGAAAUUGAAGAAGGUGAAUCUUCCGGUAUAAUUAAGGAUAGUAAAGAUUUGGAUAAAUUUGGAAGAGUUACACCAGCUGAUUCUCCAGCUAUUUCAAGCAAGGCUGAUACACCAAUUCCAGAAGCUGGAAGUAGUCAUGAUACUAAUGAAGCAACUCUUAUGGAAGAUGAAAAAAAUUGGCCAUCAGUUGUCGAUCUCAAUACACGUUUACGUCGUGUUAUCACUUCUUAUCAACGAAAUGUUAAAAAAGAAGACGUAAAAACGUUUCCUAAGGGAAAAGUUGGCGAAACAGGAGGGGGAGGAGAGACGAGCAAUCAUCAAGGAACGAUGAUUGAACCUCCUUUAAAUAUGCAAGGAUGGGAUUUACAACAACUUGCCAUGUAUUUAUUGAAAAUGGAAAGGAGAGAAAAAAUGGAAGCUAUGGUGAAGGAAAGAGAACGAACACGUAUUGAGGAGCAAAAAGCUAAGUGGACCCGCCGUGAAGAAAGUGAAUUUUUACGUGUUAUUUCUACAUACGGUGUAAAUUAUGAUCGAAAAAAGGCUCAGUACGAUUGGACAAAAUUCAAAAGUAUUGCUAGAUUUGACAAAAAGACGGACAAUGAUCUCACUGACUAUUACAUGUCUUUUAGAGCAAUGUGCAAAAAAGUUUGCAGCUCAAAGACCAACGAUGAUGAAGAUACAACAGAAGGAUCAGUGGAGUAUUUAAGUCCCAGUAAGGCGCGACAAAUUUUAGAUCGUGUUGAUCUUUUGAGUAAAAUUCGCGAAGAUAUUUUAUCACAUCCACAUUUGGAGGAACGACUUUUACUUUGUCAACCAUCGGCCGAUACACCUGAAUGGUGGCAUGUGGGCAAACAUGAUAAAGAACUUCUUCUUGGAGCAGCAAAACAUGGAUUGGGUCGAACUGACAUAACAAUAUUGAACGAUCCUGAUUUUUCAUUUCAUAAAAUUCUUGGCAAAAGUAUUUACAACAGUGUUCAGGCAGCAAAAAAUCUUGAAAAAGUCGAAAAGGCAAUUAAAUUAGAAAAUAGAGACGAUAUUCUCAAAUUUGACAAAGAUGAAAUUCUCGUUAAAUUAGAAAAAGGUGAAGGUACAUUAAAAAUUGAAAAAGUUGGCAUUAAGAAGGAUAAAGAUACACAGGCAACAGAAAAGAAACCCGAAGUUUUAAAUAGUGAUAAAGGACAAGUUGAAAUGACUCUCGUUAAAUCGGAAACAUUCGCCGAGAGUAAAUUAGAAAACAUUGCUGCUAAUAACGGUUUGACUAUCACUACUGUAAAGGCAAAAUCACCCGAGAAGGAAAUUUCAAAAGAUGAGAAAUCUGAAAUUGAAAAAACAGUUACAGAACCCGUUAAAGAAGAAGAUGAAGAGCAAAAAGAAAAACCUUCUGAAGAAAUGGAAGUUUCUCCACCAAUCGAUAAGGAAAAUCAAGAAGAAAGUGAGAAAAAGUCUAAAGAUGAAGAUGUUGAGAAAACACCCGAGGUUGCUGAAAAACUGGAAACUAAAGAAGAAGAAGAAACAAUCACUGAAAAAGAAGAGAAUAAAAGCGAAACAAAUGAUGAAAAAGAAAAGAAAGAAAAUGAACAGGAAGUUGAAAAAUCCUCUGUAGUUGAUAUGGAAAUCUCCAAAGAUGAAGCGACAGAAAAGGAGAAAGAGAAUGAGGAAGAGAAAGAGAAAGAAGAAGUGAAAGAACAGGAGGAAAUAACAGAAGAAAAGAUAAAACUCGAAACAUCCGAAGAGACCCAAAAAGAGAAAUCCGAAGAAGUUACAAAGAAAACUGAAGAAGAAGAAAAAGGAAAAGAAGGAAAACCCGAGGAAGAAAAAACAGAAGAAAGAAAAGUAGAAGAAGAAGAAGUAAAGGAAGAAGAAACAAAAACCGAAGAGCAAAAAGAAGUUGAACCCUCCAAGGACCCAAAAGUCGAAGACAAAUGCAGCGUUCAAGCAGCCGAAUUAAAGGCAAUGUUCCCCGAUUUAGAAGUAAUACAACCACUCUCAAGAUUAACGCAAAUUGACACAUUUGUUCUUCGCGACAAAGCAAUUGAUUACAAUGAACCAACAGUUGCUCAACUAUUAGCUCACAGUUAUCAAUCGUCAAUAAAAUGGCCCAAGGAGCAUGCAAUCGAAGCACGUUUACGUCACAUUGUACAUGCCGUCGAUCAAAAAGAAUGGCCAGUCACUGUCAAUUACACUGCCGGCGAUGAAAAUGAACCAACUGCCAAUGAGAAAAUUGAUUCCGAUGUUAUAACAAUAACCACCGAUCAUGGAAUAUCAAGAUCGCUUGCUGCCGUUAAUAAUAUUGCAGCAGCAGCAGCGGCGGCUAAAAAACGUAAACGACACAUUGCCAUUGACGUGGAAACAGAACGUGCCAAAUUACAUGCACUUUUAAAUAGCAGUCAUAUGACAUCACAACCACCUGUACCACUCACAAAGCCACCAAUUCUUUCCGCUCAAAAUUGGGAAACAAACGAUGAAUCACAAUCGGAAGAAUCGCGUCGAUCAACACCCGUUCAACCACCACCGGCUCAUCAACAAACAAGAACUCCCGCCAUACCAUUUGAUUUGAAAUACACCCUCCCUGGGAAAACAACAGUCAUUCCCGGUACUUCGAGUACUCUAACUCCAAUUGAUCUUUCCGCUGGCUAUCCUAAACCAACAACGGAAACAAGUAAAGAUAUGAUGAACGAAGUUCAGGACUUUUCGAUGCCAAACAAAGUCAAACAGAUCAGUAGCAAUAAGGGCAAAUUGGACAGUAUGUUAGACAAAUUAAUGAAACGAAAGAAUUGCCCAACUGAUGAGCCAAUUGUUGGUAAGGAGAAGAAACGAAGAAAAUUGGAUGAAAUAGUUUUAGGCUUAAGCGCAGCGAAGGAACAACAAAGUACUCAUUAUCCGGAACAUGGAAAGAAAAGUACAAUAACACCAAAUGUCACAGUUACACCAACAUCGGCACCAAUUGGUCUUCCCAAUCCACCAACGCCUCUAUCACAAAAACCAUUUUCCAUUACUGUGACAUCAAUUCCAUCAUCGCGUGCAUCAUCAUCAACAUCAAAUGUACCACCACCUGCGAUACAUUCUCACAAGGAUAAUUUCUCUGCUCUUUUUGCACAAGCUGAACAACAAAAUCGUGAACUUGCUAAAAAACAUCAACAUCAACAACAACAGCAGCAACAACAACAACAUGCUUAUAAUUCCGUUCACGCCUCACCAUCAUCAUCUUCAUCGUCGAGUCAUCGGAAAAAUUACGAAGCAAUGAUUGCCGAUAUUCACAAAGUCGCUGAAUAUUCAUCUAAAGUUGGUUCCUAUUCACAUGAGGCAAAAGUCAAUAAAUGGCUCGCUGAACAAACAGCAAUGUCGGAACAAUUAAAUGCUGAAUAUUUAAAUGCACCGCGACGACGAAGACCGCGCGUUGAUCCAUCGGCAUUAAAUUGGAAAAAUUUAACAGGAGAGGAAAAUGUCGCAGUCAUCAAUCGAUUAACUGGAAAAAAGGUAACAGGAAGUAAAGCUCCGCAAUUAAAACGUUUAGGCCAGUGGUUAAUGGAGAAUCCAAUGUUUGAUGUUGAUCCAAAAUGGGCUGAGCUUGUUAAAGAACGUGGUAAUCUUCCUCAUGAUCUUCAAAAACGUUUACCAGGUUCAGAGAGAAAUGGUGGCAACAAAGGAAAAAGUCCAGGACGACCACCAAUGAUGCCAAGUCCAACUGGACAACAAUCAAUGAAUCCUGCAAAUUUAGCCGCAACAUCAAUGGCAUCGAGUCUCAAUUUUCCAUCAUUGUCAAAUAUCAAUAGUUCAAUUCUCUCGGGUCUCUCGCUUGGUAAUUUUGAUCCUAAGAAUAAUCCACUAUUGAUUCCAUUCGGUGGUUUACCAAAUCUUGGUGCACUCGGCGGAUUAGGAAAUCUAGGCAGUUUGAGUAAUAUGAGUUUGACGAAUUCCCUAUUUGCAAAUCUUGCCGGUCUUGGUUUACCAUCACUCGCCGGUAUGGAAGCAGCGUUAGGUGCAACUGCAACCAGCACUGCUGAUACAAAUGUCGUUACAUCGGCAAGUAGUCAAAAAUUAUCAACAAGUACAAGUAGUUCAAGUAAAUCACGUACUAAAAUGGAACCACCGACUAGUAAAUCAUCAGCACCAUCGACAUCAACAUCAUCGACACUACCAACAACAGCGCCAUUUCCCUUCUUUUUCACAAAUCCCAGCCUUUUAUAUACACCACUUGGUCUCGGUGGUUUAGGUCCCGGUGGUCUUGGUCCAUUUUCCAUGCAACCAGGUAGUGUUUCAUCAACCUAUGAAAGUCUCGCACAAUGCGGUUUGCUCAAUACACCAACAUCGAGUGCCUCAACAUCAUCGUCAACGCGUAAAUCAACAUCUGCUUCAUCGAGUUCAAGACGCGAUAUCGAACAAAUAAAACGCAAGGAACCCGAAAAGAAACCACGUUAUCCAACCGAUGGCACGAGUUUACAACAAUUUGUCGAAAAUGCCCAACAGGAAGAGCGUAAACGUAUAGAGGCACAAGAAAAACGUGAAGCAAUCGAAUUAGCUGAAAUUGCCGAUCUUUCAGCGCGCAUUGAACGUAAAACAAAAGAACAAGAAAUGAAAGAGGCCCUCGAACAAUUGAGUCGAACAAGCGCUGAAUUAUUGACACGUAAUUUAGAUGAACGUCCAUCGUCAAAGAGAGCUCGUGAUGCACCUCUCUUGGAACAACCACAAAUUCCCUCUUCAUUACAAGUGACACUCGAACCAGUUGGUAAAAAAAUGAAAACAGAAACAAAAGUUGAAAUCAAAGUCACCGAACCAAAAAGUGUGGAAAAAAGUGUCGAGGCAAAAAUUGAUUUAAAACCAGAAGAAAAGGAAGAAAUUGAAAAAAGUGUUUCGCCACCACCACCAUCUGCACCGAUUAUAGAACCACCAACAAUUGCAACAACUGUUGAUCAAAAACCCGAGGAUGAUAUUCCACCUCCUCCUUCUACUCCUCUUCCACUUCCUCAAGAAGAGAUUAAAGAAAGUCCCCCUCCAAAGAGUUCGACUUCUUCAGUAAAAGAAGAUUCCGAUCAACAAUCGGAAACAGUAACUCCAAAAACUCCAGUAACUGAAAAAAGCGCUCAAGAUGAAGAAGAGACAAAAUGUCCAAAAACAAAAAAAUCCCGCGGUGGUAAACGAUUAAAUAUUGAACCACCGCCUGAGAGAAAAAAUUUACGUUCAAGUGCUGGUCGACAAGCAAGAGCCGCUGCUGAACGACAAGCACGCAUGGAAGGUGAACAACAACAACAAGCUGAACAUCCAGAAACUCAUAGUUCGGUUGAGUGAGGACACGAGUUUUCGAAAAUAACAAAAAUAGUGACAAAAAAUAGUGAUGAUUAUAAAAACGCGAGUGCACAACGUAAAACAAUUGUUCCGCCCAAAAAAAAAACUACUAGAAAAGUUAUUGAUAAAGUGACGUGUCGACGUUCGACCCGAUCAUCGAGAAAAUAAGAGAAGAACUCUAGAAAAAAAAAAAAAAAAUGAAAACUUAAUUCUUAAUAGUGAAAUUAGUGCACACACAUUGCAGGAACGAAUCUACAAUUUUUCGAUAGAAUUAAGAGUAAAUGAAAAAUAAACGUGAUAAGUCAUGCAACGUAAAGUAAUAAAAUACGAUAUAUAUCGUAUUUGCAUGAUGAUGAUCUUAAUUACAUUAACGUAAUUUUUUUUCUUUUUUUUUUUUUUUGUUAAACUAUCUCUUCAUUUUUCCAACGCAUUUGAUUUCGAUCAAGGACUGUUUUAUAUAACUGCGCUAUUAUUAUUAUAAUAAUAUUAACAAUUAUAUAUAUAAAUAUUAUAAAUAUAUCGCAUAAUACAUGUAAUAGUGCGAAAAACGUAUAAUUAACUUAAAUAAACGAAAGUGUAAAUAUUUUACGAUCCGCCUAGAUUUAAUUAAGUAAACAGACAAAAAAAGAAAGCAGAAAAAAAAAUUGUGUACUUGGAAAAAGUGUAUAUAAUGCAGUGUACUUUUAAUUAUUAUUAUUAUUAUUAUUCUUAUUAGGUAAAAAUAAUAAACGGCUUCUUUUGUUGUUUGCAAGUGAUUUUCGUUACUAUUUUUCUGUUUAAAAGCUUGAGUUCUUUUUUUUUUUUUACUAUGUUCGGGGAGAAAAAAAAAUUAUUCAAGUAUGUGACGAAAACAAAGGCUGCUUGGGAGUGAAAAAUUUUUCUUUGAUAAAUUUUACAAUAUUCCUUUCAAUCAGUCCAAUAAAUAAUUGUAUUUAAUUUCGAUCAAUUUCAAUUUAAGAUUAUAUUAUAAUUGACAGAUCAAUUUUUAGUUUACCCCCAUCAAAAAAAAAAUUAUAUUUAAAUCGAUUUUAUUUUUCUUAUUUGCGAAAAAAAAAGAAAUGACAAAAAGACAAGAUUUUUUUUCCUCGAGCAGCUUUGUCAAAUCAAAAAAAUUAAAAAUAAAAAAAAAAUAAUGGAGAAAAAAGAAUAUUUCUCUUUGAAAGAUUUGAAAUUUUUGCUGUAACUUUUCAGAACCUUUCAAAAAAAAAAAAAAAAAUGUAUUAUUGUGUCAAUUUUACAUGUACGCUUCUGUUUACAAAAAAAAAAGAAAUUUCAAUGAUGCGCUUGGCUGUGUUUUGAAUUUCAUCAUUUUCGAUUCAAUAUUUAAAAAAAAAAAAAAAAAAUAUUAUAUAAAAGUUUUCGGUUGUGAUUUAAGUCUGUUUUUAUUGUCAAUAAAUAUCGAUGAAAAAGAAUGAAAAGAAAAAAAGGAAAAAAAAAAUUGUAAUUAAUUUUUAGACAAUUCAAACUGAAAAUAACGAAAUGCAAUAGGUGUAAUUAAAAAGUGACGAAAAUGUAACUUUCUGAAAUUUGUAGUGUUCUGAAAAACGUGAAUUUCUUAAAAAUAAAAAUAAUUACAAGUUCCA